AUGCUCCAUCCAGUGGGGCAGGCAACAGAUGAGCUUGCAAUGAUUUGCGCCAGCAUGGUGUUUCUCUAUGUUGUGUUGGAAGCAGAUUACUUGGAAGCUCAUCGCCCUUGGCUGCCAGCUAUGCAGAUGGCUUACGCCUUUGGCUUCGCUGUUGCCUACUUCACAUCGCCCUUCUUUUUCCCGUUCUUUGUGGCGGCCUAUGGGUGCACAGUGCUGCUGAUCAUCUUCCAGGCCUAUCGAGUCUACAAGCUUUACGCCUCGGAGGACACAGAAGCAGCGAAGUGGCAGCGGCUGCUCUUCUGGAUCGCGGCCACGUUCUAUCCUGCCGCUUUCCUCUUCCUUUGGGUGCCGGAGAACGCUUUGUGCCCGAUCUACCCUGAGCUGUUCCAGGCCUUGCACUUGCACGCCAUGUUCCACAUCGCCACCACCAUCUCCCCGUAUUGCUAUGUUGUCUUCAUGACGUACCAUCGCUGCACAGUGCUGAAGCGCGAUGCAGAGCAUCGGCGGGGCAUCGGCUUAGCCUACGUGCACGUCGCUGCCGCUGCUUAG
Molecule: messenger RNA, 549 nt
Organism: Symbiodinium sp. CCMP2592
Lineage: Eukaryota; Dinophyceae; Suessiales; Symbiodiniaceae
Source: the annotation of a GenBank genome assembly